This is a messenger RNA of Raphanus sativus (radish), 681 nucleotides long. RefSeq lists its product as uncharacterized. The transcript has a single exon. NCBI's taxonomy places the organism in Eukaryota, Viridiplantae, Streptophyta, Magnoliopsida, Brassicales, Brassicaceae. The coding region runs from base 1 to 681 and encodes 226 amino acids. The record is from RefSeq and is a predicted model, not a curated record.
AUGCUUAACCUACCUCGCGGUGGUUCUGUCCUUAUUGAGUUUGAAUAUGAAAAGUUAAUGAAGCGAUGCCACCAUUGUUACCGUUUAACGCACGAAAGGCCAGAUUGCCCUGUUCUCCACAACCGCAACAAGACUCCGAUUGUGAAAAAACAGAGUGCUCCUCAACGCCCUGACCAGCCUCAAUCCUCUUCGGGCGCUCAUUCUGUAUCGUCGGGUCUUAAAGUUCCUCUAGGGUUCACACCUCUUUUUCCGGAACUUCCAACUGAGGAACGUAAUGCAGCACUUCUUUACAUAUCACAUAGUGAUGAAACGGAACGACUUGCCAGAAUAGCUCGUGUUCAGCAGUCCAUACCUAGUGAUGCAGUCGUGGCCUCUCCUACAAUCACUCAUGAUUUAUUGAAGGGCAAGGGACAUGUCUUUACUUUUGAGGAACCUCAGAGGCUUUCGAAAAAGCAGAAUGUCUCUGAAGAAAGGAGUAAUGCUCCUGUUGGUCUGCAAAGGUGCGACAAUAGGAAGGAGGUGAGCUCUGCUUCUGAACUUGAAGGCGCCUCCUCUUCAUCUCUUCCUAGUCCUACGGGUUUCAGUAUUGGUACUUCGCAUGAGGUCAAAUCUGCCGGGCCUAGGAGUGGUGUUAAGAGUAGUAGGAAACGCCCUCAACGUUUUGAAACGUCUAGCGCUUAA